AUGUCGCAACCAGCUAAUGGUAACGAAGCAAAAAAAGAGGAAGAGGUACCGAUUCCCAAAAACGAAGAUUUCUUCGAGUCGAAAACCUUCCGUUUGAUAACAUUGGCCUUGUAUAUGGGCGGCGUGAGUGGCCUGGGCAUGACGUUGGCCAUGUAUUAUUUUUUUAUAUGGGAUUCGCGUAUGCCACCAUUGCCAGAAUUCAAACAUACACAUCACAUCGGUUAA
Messenger RNA from Calliphora vicina (urban bluebottle blowfly), 225 nucleotides. RefSeq names its product inaF-B (gene inaF-B). The record is from RefSeq and is a predicted model, not a curated record. The transcript has a single exon. NCBI's taxonomy places the organism in Eukaryota, Metazoa, Arthropoda, Insecta, Diptera, Calliphoridae. Bases 1 to 225 code for a protein of 74 amino acids.